AUGGCAAUGAGCAACAUCCUGAAUGCUGAUGACAUUAAGAAAGCUCUUGAUGCAUUCAAAGCUGCUGACUCAUUCGACCAUAAGAAGUUUUUUGACAUGGUGGGGCUGAAGGCAAAAUCGGCCGAUGAUGUGAAGAAGGCCUUCCAUGUACUGGACGCUGACAACAGUGGAUUUAUAGAGGAAGAGGAGCUAAAAUUCGUGUUGAAGGGCUUUGCUACUAAUGGAAGAGAUCUGACUGAUAAAGAAACCAAAGCCUUCUUAGAGGCAGCUGAUAAAGAUGGAGAUGGCAAGAUUGGAGUGGAAGAGUUUGUUGCUCUUGUCCAUGAGUAAACAACACUGGUCAGGCCAUCCUAUGCCCAAAUGACGCACACACUCCCAGCACAUACACACACACACCCUGUACAUUUUCACCCAUCUCCUACAAUCAUUUAUUGUUUCCUUUUUUAUACAAAUGUGUGUGUGUUAGUGUACAGGUGAAGAGGUGCAAACCUUCAUCUUGGAAGUAUGUGCAGUAGAUACUUUAAAAGGAAUAGCCCACCCCUUCAUCUGUAUUAUUGUGCAUUGCAUUUUCUUUCUGUCUUUGCCUUCUCCCUUUAUGAUUUGAUUGAUUGUUCUUUCCUCCACUCCCUGGCAUUGCUUUACCUUUGUCCUGUCUCCAGCUCUCCCUCUCGGUACACAACUAUUGUGGAAUACACCAAAUGG
This is a messenger RNA of Neoarius graeffei (lesser salmon catfish), 702 nucleotides long. Its product is annotated as parvalbumin-7-like. The record is from RefSeq and is a predicted model, not a curated record. Gene Ontology annotation, molecular function: calcium ion binding. NCBI's taxonomy places the organism in Eukaryota, Metazoa, Chordata, Actinopteri, Siluriformes, Ariidae. The transcript has 4 exons. Gene Ontology annotation, cellular component: cytoplasm; nucleus. Bases 1 to 330 code for a protein of 109 amino acids.